CUAAAGUACCAUACUACUUAGUCACCAAGUCUUCCGUGUCUUUAUAUAUAACGACACCAGACAGGGGAGUCUACUGGGGAGUGGCAUAUCAUUUACAGAUCAUUUCUACCCCUUUUAGUUUCAUUUCAUAAAAGCCGCCGUUGUACCCACCGUAAAUAUAAUUCUCCGGCAGAGAGAAACGAUGGUGCCGAUGGGAAUGGGAAUGGAGGCGGUGUGGGGGACGCUGGGCUCGACGGUGGUGACCCUCAUGCUGGUUUGGGCCACUUUCUCCCAGUACUGCCCCUACGAAGUCCGUACUUUCUUGAAGACACCCACCAAGAAAUUUAGAAGGCUGUUCUACCCCUACAUCCACAUCUCCUUCCACGAACUCUCCGGCGACGAUUUCAGGGGAGGCACCUCCGGAAACAUGUACAAGACCAUCGAGCGCUACCUCGCCGCCAAUUCCUCCGAUCAGGCUAAGCGUCUCAAGGCGGAGGACAUCAAGGAUUCCCAGGCUCUGGUUCUCAGCAUGGACUAUUUCGAGGAGGUCACCGACGAUUUUCAUGGGAUCAAACUCUGGUGGGUCUCCGGCAUGAACCCCCCCACCAGCCAAACCAUCUCUUUCCGCGGCGGAGAAGAAGUCAAGAAGUUCUUCACCCUCAAAUUCCACAAGAAGCACCGCGACAUCGUCACCGGAGCUUACCUGAAACACGUGUUGGAGCAGGGGAAGGAGAUCACGGUGAAGGACCGGCAGAGGAAGCUGUACACCAACAUCAGGAACGACGGAACAUAUUUCAGCCCUUACUCGCGAAUGUGGACCCAAGUCGCCUUCGAACAUCCGGCGACUUUUGAAACCAUCGGAAUGGACCCGAAAAAGAAGCAAGAAAUCAUAGACGACCUUAUCACCUUCAGCAAAUCAAAAGAGUAUUACGCCAAGAUCGGGAAGGCGUGGAAGCGGGGGUAUCUCCUCUACGGCCCUCCGGGCACCGGAAAGUCCUCCAUGGUAGCGGCAAUGGCUAAUUUUCUUGAAUACGACGUGUACGACCUGGAAUUGACCGCCGUGAUGGACAACACUACCCUGAGAAAGCUCCUAAUCAACACUUCCAGUAAGUCCAUUAUCGUCAUCGAGGACAUUGACUGCUCUCUGGAACUCACCGGUCAGAGGAAAGGUAAACCAGAGGAAACAGAGGUAGACGACCCGUUGAAGAUCGGGAAAGAGAAGAAACCUGAAGAGAAGAAGAGUGCAGUGACGCUCUCCGGUAUUCUUAACUUCAUCGACGGCCUCUGGUCCGCCAUUGGAGGAGAGAGGAUCAUCGUCUUCACCACCAAUUUCAAGGAAAAGCUCGACCCGGCUUUAAUCCGGAGAGGGAGAAUGGAUAAGCACAUCGAGCUCUCCUAUUGCGGAUUCGAAGCGUUUAAAGUGCUUGCUAACAACUACUUGGGGCUUGAAACGCACGAGCUUUUCCAGACGAUCGAACGGUUGUUGACGGAGACGGAAAUUACGCCGGCGGAUGUUGCGGAGAGCUUGAUGCCGAAAUCAGGUGAGGCGAACGAGACUAGUUGUCUGGAAACACUGGUUGAGGCUCUGGAGAAGGCUAAGGAAGACGAAAAGAAGAAGAUGGAGGAGAAAGCUAAAGAAGAUGCUAAAUUGAAAGCAGAGGAAGAAGAAUAAAUGAAGUUGGAGAAGGAGAAAGCAUAAGAAUGAAGUUGGAGAAGUUUAAGGAGAAAACUGUAAGCCUUAAUUGAUGAGUAAGGAGAUUCGCAUUCCUGUGGAAUUCACAUAUCAUAAUUAUAUUUCGGUUUAUUAGUUAUCACAAAACAUUUAAAGAUAUUACUGAUAAAUUAAACUUUCCAAACUUUGAAUGCACUGUUUUAUCUUGAGAAGAUUAUCUGAUUAUCUCAUGUUGGAGUUUCUUUGCCAUCCAGUGUG
Molecule: messenger RNA, 1909 nt
Organism: Cuscuta europaea
Lineage: Eukaryota; Viridiplantae; Streptophyta; Magnoliopsida; Solanales; Convolvulaceae
Source: the annotation of a GenBank genome assembly